UACAGCUUUGAUGUCUUACACGACUUGCUGUACGCGAAGUCAUCGGCGGACGAAAGGAACCAAUUCUUCGACGAGAUUUUGCCGCAAAUGAUUCAAUUGGCGCUUCGGUUGCCACACAUUGUCACGCAAUCGGUUCCGCUGUUACGGCAGAGGCAUAACACCACUCUAUUCCUAAGUCAACACCAAAUCGCGUGUCUUUUGGCGAACGCUUUCUUUUGUACUUUUCCUAAAAGGAGUCAAACGAACGUCGAGUACAAGAACUUCCCGAUCGCCAACUUCUUGGGUUUGUUCACCACUUUUGGGUCAUCGAAACGGAACAGAUCGACGACAAAGAUCGAGAAAUUAAAGUGUAUUAUCAAUUACUUCCGAAGAGUCACCAAAGAGAUGCCCAAAGGAGUGGUCAGCUUCGAGAGGAUAUCGCUGACCGACGAGGAAGUGCCCGUUUGGCGCGACUCUAAUAAAGCGCUCAAAAAACUGGUUGUCUUGAAGAACGGCUUCAUCGAGACGGAAGGCGAGGGUCUAUUGCAAGUGGACUUCGCCAACAGGUUCUUAGGCGGCGGUGUUCUCAACAAAGGCUGCGUUCAGGAGGAGAUCCGAUUCGCCAUCUGUCCGGAGCUCUUGAUUUCGAGAUUAUUUACGGAACAACUGCUGAACAACGAGGCGGUGAUCAUCAGU
Oppiella nova is the source of this 675-nucleotide messenger RNA. NCBI's taxonomy places the organism in Eukaryota, Metazoa, Arthropoda, Arachnida, Sarcoptiformes, Oppiidae. The record is from the annotation of a GenBank genome assembly.